AUAGAAUAAAAACUGUAAUGUGAAACGGUUGUCUAGAAUGCUUAAAUGAACGAGUUAUUCAUAAUAAACCUACCCAAACAAGAUGGCGAAUAACUUGUCGCCAGAGGGAAAUCAAGAAACAAAUUUAUUUUGUCAUGUAAAGACAACAUAAAUUUCACGUGUAAGGAGUGGUUACCCAAUGACAAAUGCAUGUUUAACUUAAAAGAUACAACUGACUGAUAAGCGGACCAACUUUUAGAUACAAGGUCAUCGCCAUGUCCAGGCAAUACACACAAGAUGUCUUGUGCUGGCAACACUGUGACAAACUCACCAACAUCCUGUGUUUUGCUGUCCCCUCUGUGUGUCCCCUUUGUCAUUAUAACACUGCCCACUCCCCCAGUCGUAUACCCCCUUACAAGCUCCCCUCCCCCCUCAACAGAGCAGGGGACUUUCCAGUGUCAUUGGUUGUUAAACCAACUUUAGGCACUUUUAUAAGGGAUUAUGAUAAUUCUGUUAACCUUCAUAUAGGAGUAACAGAUACAAAUGGAACCGUGUAUGAUUAUGAUGAGGGUGGUGUACAUGUGGGGAUGUCUGGUUGGGAGGAGUGUCUAGUGAUCCCCCUGUCUAACCGAGGCCUCAACCCACACAUCUACCAGGUGUGGGAUGCCACACUCCAACAUCAAGCCCAGUCUAACAUAUGGACAAAAUCCAAAUACAUUGAGGACAGUCACAACUGCUUUGACUUUGUUAUAUACUUUUUAAAACAAGUAGGAUUCAGCAGAGAGAAUCUGUCUGCCGAGAGCAGAAGUUCAUUAACCCAUGACAUUAUACUUCCCCAGAUGUCAAAGGUCACACAGUUCAUUACAUUGUACAGGAACGUGGAGAGGAACUCAUUUGUGUGUCAAGAUGUCCAGACCAAACAUCUCACCAAAUAGGAUGUACUCAUGUAUACCUCAUUUUAUUGUAUAGAUACUAUGAUGCAAAGAAUAGUAUAUUUGGGUAUAGCCUCUUUGAUACAAGGAAUAUUAUAUUUUGGUUGUGGAUUUAAGUACCGAAAGACGCAAAUCUUAAUGUUCAUUUAGUAUUAUUGGGAUUAUCAAGGUUGCAUUGACUGAAGACAUUUAUGGAUCUUGCAUGGUGACUCAUAUAUGACAUGCAUGGUGGCUCAAUUUGUAGAGUACGAAUGCAAACUUAAUAUAGAACGAGGCAGAUUCAAAGUUAACAGCAUUAUCUCGUAAAUGCAGCUGUGCCUGGGUGAAUUUCAAAUAGGAAAAACUGUUUUGCAAUGAAAUAGUGUGAAAAGGGCAAAAAUUAGAUGGAAUGAAAAUAAUCCUUAUGCAGUAUUUCAUAUAUUGGGAACUCUUCAAUUCUAAAAUGAAAGGAAGAUUCCAAAACAUACUAAUUUUAUGGGUAAUAGUAUCAACAUUUCUGUUUGAAUUUGUCUGAAUUACUCACCUCUCUGAAGAUGAGGGAGAGCAGCAAUUGUUUUUAUAUUAAAUUUAUGAUGUGUUUAUUUCUGUGAUAUUUUGAAAUAACUUACAAGUUGUUGACUUGUUUUAACAUGUAAUAAAAUUUGUGCAAUAAUCAUGAUAAUGCUUCAAUGUACUUGGAACUAGUGGUUUUGAUUAAUGGAAAUAUUGAAAUUACUGCUUAAAGUGUUUAUAAAAAGAAUUUUUAGUGAGUAAACAUUUCAUUUGCUGGUUCUUUUAUGUAAAGAAAUAUUGAUCAAACAUUUGAAACAAAUGGGUUAAAAUGUAAUACUUGCUAUUGUUUUGAAGGAAAUCAGAUCUUCUUCAAGCAUGCCUUUUAUAUGCUUUAUGAAUGCUUGAAUAAAAAAUAAAUUGUU
Messenger RNA from Saccostrea cuccullata (small rock oyster), 1825 nucleotides. Its product is annotated as MKRN2 opposite strand protein-like. The transcript has 5 exons. NCBI's taxonomy places the organism in Eukaryota, Metazoa, Mollusca, Bivalvia, Ostreida, Ostreidae. Bases 255 to 914 code for a protein of 219 amino acids. The record is from RefSeq and is a predicted model, not a curated record.